Knipowitschia caucasica is the source of this 234-nucleotide messenger RNA. NCBI's taxonomy places the organism in Eukaryota, Metazoa, Chordata, Actinopteri, Gobiiformes, Gobiidae. The record is from the annotation of a GenBank genome assembly.
AUGACGCGGCACUCUCCAGGAGCCGCGCAGGGUUUGGUACAGAUGCGUGAGUCCAGAACACGCAGCUUUGUCCACAACAUGCGAGCCCUGGAUGAUGGCGACAAGUAUCCUGAUGACGACACAUCUCCAUCAGAGAGCAGGGUGUCGUGCACGGAGAAAGAGGAGAACGUGGACAUCACACCAAGACCCCCGUCCCACCGCAUUACUGCUAUAAUAGACCACUACAUGGACUGA